AUGGCUGCCUCAAGCCCCGCAACAGCUCCAAAGCUACCCCUCGACAUCAUUUACAACAUCGGUCUAGUUUUAAGUAACAAUACGCAAAGCGAAGUCGAAGAAUAUAUCGAUUCCGAAUUUGACCCAGCAAACAGGCCAAAUCGAAGCGCUUUGCAUCGUCUAACAUACCUUUCCAAAGCUACCAAGGACCUUCUGGAACCUCUUCUCUACCGUUAUUUCCAAUGGACCACACCCCAAGACGUCGUCAACAGCUUCAUCACCCUCAUCCAAAGACCUGAAGUCAGGCCUCAUGUGCAGUGCAUCUCGUCAUUUGCGGCAAUCACCGGUCCGGGGGUACGAAAGAAGGAAUUGCCCCUCUGCAAGAAGCUUUGGGCAAAGAGAUGUCCUUCUGACAAGCCUGCCCUAAUGAGGCUCCUCGAUGAAGCUGGUCUUCAUAAGCUUGCUUGGUCAGCUUGUAUGCUUGAAAGAACGAAGCAGAGAUUCAUGUUCUCGCCUGAUUUCAAGCAUGAUGGUAUUCUGGAGCUCAUGUUCGCUGCUAUUCUGUUUCUUACGCCCAAUGUCACCAAUUUUGUCUGGCGCGAUAUGAACACCAACCCAAAGGCAUUCAUACUGGACCACGUCAUGGGCGAUGCAGUCAAAUCGUACCCUAUCAUGCCAAAACUCAGAUUCCUCAAUACAGAAAAGUCAGCUUUUGUGGAAGCAAAGCAAGCACAGUUCUUUACUUCCCACAUCAACCUGUGGGAUAAUUUGCAGACCCUUUAUCUCAACGAUAUUGACUUGGAUGUCGAAUUCAUCGAAAUGAUCUGCAAUGGCGAUUUUAAAAAGGGCAGACCUAUCAAGGAACUCCGCAUCCGAUGUGUAUCAGGGUCGGAGAUACCAGGAAGUAUGAGCUCGUUUGACCCGGACUUCGAGUUAUCCUCCACCGAGCUGCUAGAUGCCAAUGAUCCCGAUAAAGAUAAGGAUAAGUUCGAGGGUGUGUUUCCUCAUCUCGAAUACCUCGAAGUCAGACUCGUUCACCACCAAGAACGUCACGAACAAGGCUCGCGCACCCUGAAAGCCUUCCUCCACGCCGUUGGUUGCCCAAAGAUCCUGAAACUAGAAGGUCACCGCCUACCACGCGCCCAAUUGACCACCGGCAUCAUCCACGACCGUCUCGAACACCUCACAGUCCGCGAGCACAGCCGCGACGGCGGAACCCGCACAAUGGAAAAAGACGUUCUAAUCAAAGGCCUCAACUCAUGGUGGGCAACAAGUUCCCACCUCGUACCGAACCUAAAGAGAAUCGAUUGGGAUCACUACAAGCUCCAACGCGAGGAUCUUGACGAUGAAACUGUGUGGCAAAUGACCGGAGAGGAAGAAUGGGAGGAUGACUCCAACGAUGACUACGGCGACGACUACCUCUCCGACGAACUGUUUGGGGAUGAUGAGGAUCAUAUCGAACAUUUACACGAUAACGUUUAUUACAACCAUACUACCGGCGAGGUUUUUCAGGAUGGGUAUGAGGAAUUGAUGGCGGCUUUGCAGCUGAUGGAAGCAAAUGGAGACCUCCCCCCAGGCUUUAGACCAUAG
Fusarium coffeatum is the source of this 1569-nucleotide messenger RNA. RefSeq lists its product as uncharacterized. The record is from RefSeq and is a predicted model, not a curated record. NCBI's taxonomy places the organism in Eukaryota, Fungi, Ascomycota, Sordariomycetes, Hypocreales, Nectriaceae. The coding region runs from base 1 to 1569 and encodes 522 amino acids. The transcript has a single exon.